GGAGCACGCUGGUGACGGAAGCAGGGGUGGUGGAGCACCGAGCGGUCGGGCUGCCGGGCUGAUUGGUUUGGGUGUCUGGACCGUGAAGGUAGCGCUGCUUGUCCCGGGCGGCUACUUUCCUCUAGCUGCCCACAGUCAUAGUGGUUCGCCCAGGACGCAAGGACCCCUCAGCUGGCUUGCUUAGGAGAAGACGCGGCCGCCCGGUACUUGGGACUCGGGCGUCUCGGACUGCUCCUCCUGCCGCUGGGGAACCGCCGGGUUGAGCAGCUGGGAGAAGCAGGCCAGAGCCGUCUAGGGCCUCGGGCCCGGGGACCCGUGGAGGAUGAGCUGGCUCUUUCCCCUGACCAAGAGCGCUUCCUCCUCCGCAGCUGGGUCCCCCGGUGGCCUCACCAGCCUCCAGCAGCAGAAGCAGCGCCUCAUAGAGUCCCUCCGGAAUUCACACUCCAGUAUAGCUGAAAUACAGAAAGAUGUGGAAUACAGGUUGCCAUUCACCGUAAACAACCUGACAAUUAACAUUAAUAUAUUGCUCCCUCCACAGUUUCCUCAGGAAAAACCAGUGAUCAGUGUUUAUCCACCAAUACGACAUCACUUAAUGGAUAAACAAGGAGUCUAUGUUACCUCUCCAUUAGUAAACAACUUUACAAUGCAUUCAGAUCUUGGAAAAAUUAUUCAGAGUCUAUUGGAUGAGUUUUGGAAGAAUCCUCCAGUUUUAGCUCCUUCUUCAACAGCAUUUUCAUACCUAUACAGUAAUCCAAGUGGGAUGCCUCCCUACGCAUCUCAGGGUUUUCCAUUUCUUCCUCCAUAUCCGCCACAAGAAGCUAACAGGACUAUCACUUCUUUGUCUGUGGCUGACACUAUUUCUUCUUCAACAACAAGUUACACAACAGCCAAACCCGCUGCUCCUUCUUUUGGCGUCCUUUCAAAUCUGCCAUUACCUGUUCCCACAACAGACACUUCAGCACCGAUAAGCCAAAAUGGCUUUGGUUACAAGAUGCCGGACGUCCCUGACGCAUUUCCAGAACUCUCAGAACUAAGUGUAUCACAGCUUACAGAUAUGAAUGAACAAGAGGAGAUAUUACUGGAACAAUUUGUGACUUUGCCUCAACUAAAACAGAUAAUUACCGACAAGGAUGACUUAGUAAAAAGUAUUGAAGAGCUAGCAAGAAAAAAUCUUCUUUUGGAGCCCAGCUUGGAAGCCAAAAGGCAAAUUGUUUUAGAUAAGUAUGAGUUGCUUACACAACUGAAAUCUACUUUUGAAAAGAAGAUGCAAAGGCAGCAUGAACUUAGUGAGAGCUGUAGUGCGAGUGCCUUGCAGGCAAGAUUGAAAGUAGCUGCUCAUGAAGCUGAGGAAGAAUCUGAUAAUAUUGCUGAAGAUUUCUUAGAGGGAAAAACCGAAAUAGAUGAUUUUCUCAGUAGCUUCAUGGAAAAGAGAACAAUCUGCCACUGUAGAAGAGCCAAGGAAGAGAAACUUCAACAAGCAAUAACAACGCACAGUCAAUUCCAUGCUCCACUAUAGAUUUUCCUGAAAACCUACCAAGACAGAAAUGACACAAGACUAAUAAGCAAAUUAAUAUGUAUGAUUUGCAAAUUGGUAUUUCAUCACAGUGACUGAAUUCAUAGAUACCCUGUAUAGAUUGUAUACAGAACUGAGACUGAUUUUGUACAGAUUAGAAUGAUUGCUAUGGUCUUUGCUUUGAGAAAUUUUUCUGCACGAUUUGCACUAUAAAUGUUUAUUUAUUGUUGAUAAAUCCUAUCAUAUUUAAGUUUCACUGCUGGCCCUCUGUUAUUAAGUACCUAUGCAUGUGAUUUUAGCUAGUAUCAAUAUUUUAUAAAAAUUGUCUCAUUUAAAUUUAUAUUUUUAAUUUGAAACUGCCUCCUUUCUUUAUCAAGAAUGGUUUGUUUAGAUAUUUUUCCUGUCAACCUUUUUGAAAAAUUACUAUUUUCAACUGUAGAAAGCCUUAUUUUUCCUUAUUUCCAGAUGAUAAAUUUUCAAAAAACAUUUGUUUUUAAAUAUUCAUAAUGUCAGGAAACACCAUGCCUACAAAUGUGCCGUCUCAAAAAGGUAACUUUUAAUAACACUAAAUGAAAAGAAUACAUCAGCUGCUCAUACAUGAUUUAAUUUUUAAAAUUAAAGAUACAUUUAAGAAGCAAUACAAGUAAAUAUAUAUUUUACCUAAUAGAAAAAGAUUGCCUUCCACUUCAUCUAGUCCAACAACCUUUCAUAAUAAUGUUUUUAUAUAAGUAACUAAUAGGUUUGUGAUUGGAUAAUAAUAUACUUUCUAAAUUCCUAAUGUUAAAAACAAUCUUUUUGUUAAUAAGUAGUAAUUCUAGACACAGAAGUCAAUGAAUUCUUUUGAUCUUUACUGUGAGUUAGCUUUUCAUAGAGAACAGCUUUAGUAAUAAUAUUUAACUUUUAGGCAAUCUAGUUUUUAUUUAAUUUUAUUGAAAAUUCUUUUUAAAUUGUGCUACGUUCAGCAGUUUGCUUCUAUACAAUGUUAUAGAAGGAACACAUUUUAUAGGUAGCUGUGAAAGCUAAUAAACGAGAAAAUCUGGAACUAUAUGUAUCUGAGGCUUUGGUAAGGGUAUCUAAAUCACAAAACAACCUAACACAUAUCUUCGUUUAAAUUUCAUCCCAGUAUGUAUUGUCAUUCCAAAUGCCAGCAUUUGGUACAGUGUUUUUUCUUCAUUCUUUUUCUUUCUCUACAUGUUCUGGCAAUAGAACUUUAGGAAGAAUAAAAUUAUUUUCUUAGACUUGACAAAUACUUAAUUCUUAGUCUGUGUUUAUGGAAAAGCAAGUAUUCAUAUGGACUAUAAAUAUAUAAUUGGAAUAAAUUAACUUUCAUUAA
Lynx canadensis (Canada lynx) is the source of this 2846-nucleotide messenger RNA. RefSeq names its product VPS37A subunit of ESCRT-I (gene VPS37A). Gene Ontology annotation, cellular component: ESCRT I complex. The transcript is spliced from 12 exons. The record is from RefSeq and is a predicted model, not a curated record. Bases 323 to 1516 code for a protein of 397 amino acids. Gene Ontology annotation, biological process: protein targeting to vacuole; protein targeting to membrane; ubiquitin-dependent protein catabolic process via the multivesicular body sorting pathway. NCBI's taxonomy places the organism in Eukaryota, Metazoa, Chordata, Mammalia, Carnivora, Felidae.